GAGUUGAUAUUCUCCAACAAGUGAAGGCGAAAACCGUAAUCUUACCUCCGAUCUAGAGAGAGAAACACGCAUAGAGAAUAAGAGGGAGUUUCUUUCUAUUGUUUUAACUUUAGAGAGAGAAAUUGUGUAUGAAUAGGACUCGUGGAGGGUCGCCCUGUGCGAUGCGUGGAAGCCAGGUGACAGAGAAGAAGAAUGGCUGUACCUAGAUCGUUUCCUUCUUCAAACAUGGCGACGAAGAAUCAUAACGCCUCCCAAACCCUAGCUUGCUCCAUCUCAUUCUGAAACUCAAACCACCUCGUCUUCCAGAGAUGGCGGAGGUGACGAAAGUACUGUACAUAGUUGUGGUGGACGAAGAAGAAAAGAGGGAGAAAGGGAAAGAGUCGUUUCGUUAUACGCGUCCCGUUCUGCAAAGUACUCUUCAACUCAUGGGUUGCAAAGCUCGGCAUGCAUUUAAGAUUAGCCAAAGAGUUUUUGAGUUGAUAAGAAUUCUAGAAGGGCAAGAGAAGGCAGGUUCCAAUGCCUCAUUUGACCAGGCCGAGAAGGGAAAUGCUUUUCUUAGAGACAGUUGCUUGGAGAAAACAGAGGUUGUCAAGCAAUUAGUUUCUGGGAAAGAUGAUAAAAGUAAGAGUGUACCAUUCGAAUUGUACAAAAGACGCACAACUAUUGUUGUAAUGAGAGAAACCUUUCUAAAUGUUGUUUGCAAUGCCUUGGCUGAGUACAAGUAUGUUGGUCCCAACCAGAGGGCAGACCUAGUAUUGGCAUGCAGAAUUCGAGAAAGGAAGGAAUCUAUAACUGUCUUGUUAUGUGGCACUAGCGGCUGUGGCAAAUCUACUUUGUCUGCCUUGCUGGGUAGCAGGUUAGGAAUUACAACAGUGAUAUCUACCGACUCAAUUCGGCAUAUGAUGAGAAGCUUUGUAGACGAGAAGCAAAAUCCUCUACUAUGGGCUUCAACCUACCAUGCAGGGGAGUUCUUGGAUCCUGUGGCAGUUGCAGAAGCAAAGGCCAAGAGGAAAGCCAGAAAGUUAGCUGGUACGACACAUUCACUUUCUAAAGAGGAAGCAGCUAAUAGCUCUACUACUGGGAUAUCUGACACUCAUAAAUUGGAGGUUGGCUCUGGUACUACUGAUUUGCUCAGUCCAAAGCAGAUGGCUGUUGAAGGCUUCAAGGCUCAAAGUGAGAUGGUAAUUGACAGUCUUGAUCGCUUGAUUACAGCUUGGGAAGAGAGGAAAGAAUCUGUGGUCGUUGAGGGUGUCCACUUGAGCCUUAAUUUUGUGAUGGGACUGAUGAAGAAACAUCCCUCAAUCGUUCCAUUCAUGAUAUACAUCACAAAUGAAGAUAAACACAUGGAACGGUUUGCAGUUCGUGCAAAGUAUAUGACUUUGGACCCAGCCAAGAACAAAUAUGUAAAGUAUAUACGCAACAUUAGAACGAUUCAGGAAUACCUCUGCAAGCGGGCUGAUAAGCAUCUUGUACCCAAAAUAAACAAUACCAAUGUUGAUAAGAGUGUAGCAGCUAUCCAUGCAACAGUAUUUAGUUGUCUUCGUAGGCGUGAGGCUGGUGAACAACUCUAUGACCCCACGACAAACACAGUUUCUAUGGUAGAUGAGGAAUAUAGAAACCAAUGUGCAGCAAAUUCCUUGAGUUCUAAGGGAAUGUUUCAGCUGAUUCAAAGGAAAGGUUCAUCGAGGCAUCUUAUGACUCUUGUUAAUAUUGAUGGUACAGUGGCAAGGACUUGGCCUAUUGAAGCAGUUGAUGGUAAUGGAAAGCCUUUGCUGGGCAAUGUAGAUCAGACUGGCAAGGGAGAACCAGUUAAUCUUCAAUUUGGGCUUUACGGAAUUACUGCUUGGCCCAGUGAUGGUGGCACUAGUCAUGCUGGAAGUAUUGAUGAGUCAAGGGCUGAUGGAACUGAAACUGGUAGUAGAUAUUAUUCUUCUUGCUGCAGCUCACCAAGGAUGUCUGAUGGACCUUCCAAGGAGCUCAAGGAGGAGAAUUCAGUGAAUGGCAGUGAUGAAGAGGUUGAUGACCAACCUGAGGCUGGCAGCGAUGAUGAUUUCAGUGAUGACGGUGACAAACUUGUUGAUGAAGAGGUAGGCUCAGUUGAUGAGGAGUCAACAAAAUCAGAUGAAGAGUAUGAUGACCUGGCAAUGCAGGAUAUGUUGGAAAAUGGGUACUGGUCAGAAGAUGAAGAAGAAGCCAAGGAUAAGAUUGUUGUGCAUGUUUCAGGGGAUCCAUUGCUGCGGAGGCAACAAAGGGAUAGUCGAAACAUGGAUCAAUUUCAAAGAACUAGAAGUGAUCCCUUGUCUGAACCACUGUGUUCGUACUCGUCUCUGCUCAGGCAGAGAAAUGAAUCGAGAAUGUCAUCUUCUGCCAGCGGUAAAACUAGAAAGCGGUCCCUUAGCAUUCCAGCUCUUGGAAAGCAUGGUUCAGUCAUAAGUGGAGCUUUGCUUACUGGAGCUCCUCAGGAGUCGGGACUAGCCUAGCAAUUUUGGUGUAGAAUGUGUUUUCCCCUUCGUUCUAAAAAUAAAAGUGUUUGGGGGUGGCCAUUUGGUUUGUAAAAUCGUUCAGAAUGCUUGUGUAAUCGUGAUGGCUUAUAGAAAUGCAAAUGUUCAUUUUGGUUU
This is a messenger RNA of Humulus lupulus (European hop), 2618 nucleotides long. RefSeq names its product P-loop NTPase domain-containing protein LPA1 homolog 1-like. The transcript is spliced from 8 exons. Bases 309 to 2480 code for a protein of 723 amino acids. NCBI's taxonomy places the organism in Eukaryota, Viridiplantae, Streptophyta, Magnoliopsida, Rosales, Cannabaceae. The record is from RefSeq and is a predicted model, not a curated record.